Messenger RNA from Diabrotica balteata, 615 nucleotides. NCBI's taxonomy places the organism in Eukaryota, Metazoa, Arthropoda, Insecta, Coleoptera, Chrysomelidae. The record is from the annotation of a GenBank genome assembly.
AUGGCUUCUGCUGGAACAAUGUCAAAUAAUGUUGAGAACCUCUCCCCACAAAUAAUAAGAGGGGUUGUUAGAGAAAUGCAAGAUCUAGUCAAUAACCCUCCAGAGGGAAUUAAAGUUCAAAUUAACGAGGAAGAUGUAACAGAUAUACAAGCUUUUAUUGAUGGCCCAGCAGGUACCCCAUAUUGUGGAGGCGUGUUCAAAGUAAAACUAACACUCGGUAAAGGUUUUCCACAGGAACCUCCCAAAGCUCAUUUUUUGACAAAGAUUUUCCAUCCCAAUGUAGCUCCAAAUGGUGAAAUUUGUGUCAAUACUCUUAAAAAGGACUGGAAAUCAGAUCUCGGAAUUAAACAUAUACUAUUGACUGUGAAGUGUCUUCUAAUUGUACCAAAUGCCGAGUCUGCUCUUAAUGAAGAAGCAGGCAAACUCCUUUUAGAACAUUAUGAUGAUUAUUCCCAAAGGGCAAAAAUGAUGACAGAAAUUCAUGCACAGCAACACAAAAGCAAAGGUAUAGCAGGAGACGGCCCCCUAGCGAAGAAACAUGCCGGUGACAAAAAACUAACAGCCGAAAAGAAAAAAAUACUAAAAGACAAAAAGAGAACUUUAAAACGUUUAUGA